AGGCCGCCGCGGACUGCCCUUUUUCAAGAUGGCGUCGAAGAUGGGUUCCCGGCGGUGGAUGCUGCAGCUGCUCAUGCAGUUGGGUUCGGUGUUGCUCACACGCUGCCCGUUCUGGGGCUGCUUCAGCCAGCUCAUGCUGUACGCUGAGAGGGCCGAGGCGCGCCGGAAGCCUGACAUUCCAGUGCCCUACCUGUACUUCGACAUGGGGGCGGCCGUGCUGUGCGCGAGCUUCAUGUCCUUUGGAGUGAAGCGGCGCUGGUUCGCGCUGGGGGCCGCGCUGCAGCUCGCCGUUAGCACCUAUGCCGCCUACGCCGGGGGCUACGUCCACUACGGGGACUGGCUGAAGGUCCGUAUGUACUCGCGCACAGUUGCCAUCAUCGGCGGCUUUCUUGUGCUGGCCAGCGGUGCUGGGGAGCUGUACCGUCGGAAACCCCGCAGCCGCUCCCUCCAGUCCACCGGCCAGGUGUUCCUGGGCAUCUACCUCAUCUGUGUGGCCUAUUCACUGCAGCACAGCAAGGAGGACCGGCUGGCGUAUCUGAACCACCUCCCGGGAGGGGAGCUGAUGAUCCAGCUGUUCUUUGUGCUGUAUGGCGUCCUGGCCCUGGCCUUCCUGUCAGGCUACUACGUGACCCUGGCUGCCCAGAUCCUGGCUGUACUGCUGCCCCCGGUCAUGCUGCUCAUUGAUGGCAAUGUUGCCUACUGGCACAACACACGGCGCGUUGAGUUCUGGAACCAGAUGAAGCUGCUUGGAGAAAGUGUGGGCAUCUUCGGGGCUGCUGUCAUUCUGGCCACGGAUGGCUGAGUUGCAUGGCAAGAGGCUGAAAUGGGUGCAGGGAGCCACUGAGGGCCACCCUGCCUUGCUCACUGGCCCAGUUGCUAUUUAUUUAUGCUUUUCGGUCUGUUUGUUUGAUCCUUCGCUUUGUGUGUGUCUUGGUAAGGGGCAGGUCUCUUCCUCAGUUCCUGGGCUCAGCCCUGGAGGUGGGGUCCCUGAUGAUGAUGAUGCCUUACAGGUUUCCCCCGUUAGGAGGGGAGCUGAAGCCAGGUACUCCAGGGUCUCCUGUCUCUGAGAAGAGGGUAAGGCAGGGCUAAGGUGGGCACACCAAGAGUUGAAGAGAAAGGGAAGAUUGAGAACCAGAAGUAGGCCAGUGGGAACAACUACUUUCUGAACCUGGCAGAUGCAGCCAGGUGCUACAGUGCUUCCUGGAGACUGGGAGUCUGUGGAUUGACUCACAGAUCAGGUCCUGGAGGAGACCGGCCAGGCACCCUGACCUCUUGCGCGUUCUCAGGCUCUGCUAGGAGCGGAAGAAGCACUAGCUCUCACCCACCUUGAAAGCAGAGCAGGCCCCAGUCGACUCUGUGGUGUACAGGGAGGGGUGGGGUAGACAGUGGCCCACUUCCUGCUGUCUCAGUUCCAGCCCACUCUGGAAGGGUGAGCGCCCUCCCAAACACCAGACCACACAAUCCUCCAAAAAUAAACAUUUUAUA
Messenger RNA from Condylura cristata (star-nosed mole), 1485 nucleotides. RefSeq names its product transmembrane protein 101 (gene TMEM101). The transcript is spliced from 4 exons. Bases 29 to 802 code for a protein of 257 amino acids. NCBI's taxonomy places the organism in Eukaryota, Metazoa, Chordata, Mammalia, Eulipotyphla, Talpidae. The record is from RefSeq and is a predicted model, not a curated record. Gene Ontology annotation, biological process: positive regulation of canonical NF-kappaB signal transduction.